GGCUCGGCUCGGCGCGGCGCCGCGGCCAUGGGGGAGCGGGCAGACGAGGCGCCGCUGCUCUUCUGGGCCGAGGGCCCCGCCGUGUCGGCGCCGGCCGCAGCCGAGGCGGGCAGCGGCAGCGGGAGCGGCGGGCGGCGGCUCGGCGGGGGCUGGAGCGCGGCUCCCUGGGGCGGCGCGGAGCCGGCGGAGGCGGCGCGGGCGGAGGCGGAGGAGGACCAGAUCGUGGCCGUCUUCGUGGUCACCUUCGACCCCCGCACGGGCAACAUGGUGGAGUGGUGUUUACCCCAAGAUAUUGAUUUGGAAGGUGUGGAAUUCAAAUCCAUGGCAAGUGGGUCCCACAAAAUCCAGUCGGAUUUCAUUUAUUUCCGAAAAGGGCUCUGUUUUGGCCUGGCCUGCUUUGCCAACAUGCCUGUGGAGAGUGAGUUAGAGCGUGGUGCCCGCAUGAAGUCUGUGGGGAUUCUCUCCCCUUCCUACACCCUGCUGUAUAGAUACAUGCACUUCCUGGAGAACCAGGUCAGACACCAGCUGGAGAUGCCAGGGCACUACUCCCAUUUAGAGGCGUUCUAUGAUGACAAGAAAGGAGUUCUCCCGGAUAGCAAGGGCACCUCCACCUCGCAGCAACCUGUUCACUGGCUGCCAUCCAUCCACAGAUACAUGUACCCAGAGAUGAAGAUCACACACCCUGCUGGCUGUAUGUCUCAGUUCAUCAAAUUUUUUGGUGAGCAGAUCCUUGUCCUCUGGAAGUUUGCCCUGCUGCGCAAGCGAAUAUUGAUAUUUUCACCGCCCCCAGUUGGAGUUGUCUGCUAUAGAGUGUAUUGCUGCUGUUGCCUUGCCAAUGUUUCUCUGCCUGGCCUUGGAGGAACUGUUCCUGAGUCCAAACCAUUCUUCUACGUGAACGUGGCAGACAUAGAAAUGCUGGAGACAGAAGUAUCAUAUGUGGCCUGUACAACAGAAAAGAUCUUUGAGGAGAAACGGGAUCUCUAUGAUGUGUAUGUGGACAACCAGAAUGUGAAGACACAUCAUGAGCAUCUGCAGCCACUUCUGAAAAUAAACAAUGCUGACAAGGAGAAAUACCGACGGCUCAAUGACCAGAGGCAGAUGUUAAUGUAUUCUCAAGAAGUGGGUGAGGAUUGUAGCUCCUGUGAAGAGGACCUUUUCAUCUUGUUUUUCAUGGAGCAGAACAACCGCAUAUUUCAGACGCUGAUGGAGGUGUCAGCCAGCCAGGACAAGACACUGACAGCUGACCACGCACGAGGCAUGGGCCUGGAUCCCCAAGGGGAUCGAAGUUUCCUUAUGGACCUGCUGGAAGUGUAUGGAAUCGAUGUUAUGCUGGUCAUUGACAACCCCUGCUGCACUUAAACCAAGGGCAAGAGAGAUGGGGAGCAAAGAUCACUUUUUAAAGACUACCAGACGUUGUUUAGGAGGAUCACUGGGAAUUCACUGCAGCCACUGGACAGAUCUCAUUUUAUUUAAUAUCUUUAUAUGGAGAGUAUUUAUAAUUUUAAACCAAAAUGUGAUGUUAUUUUCUCCCCCUCGACUUCCCAAUGAGUACCUGCUCCAGAGUUGUUUUUUUUUAUUUGUUUUUGUCUCCCUUUCUCUUUAAGUUGUGUUUUUGUUCUGUUUAGAUAGGACCAGUGGCACCUUUGCACCAAUGCUCACUGUUGCCAGUGAUAGCUAGGUUUUGGCCUAGCCUGGAUACCUGAGGGCUGAAGACUUCAGGAAAGCACUUUGUCUGAUGGGGACCAAUGUGAAAUGCUGUAGCUGAGCUCUCAAAACUUGACUGGAAAAAAAACCCUCCUAUCAUCCCCUCUUCCACUUAGGAAUCGAAGAGAGCUUCAGCACAGGCUAUUAGUGGCCCAAUCUCAUAAAACAUCACCUGUUCUACCAUGUUUAUUGGUGGGGACAGUUAAACCAAUGAUAAAAAAACAGGACUCUUAAACACCCCUCACCUUGCUUUUAGCAGCUGAGUUGGAAUAAGCCACCCUUCCUUGUCAGUGGCAAAUGCAAGUUUGGCAUAAGGGGGUUUUACAGAAUCUUAUGACUUUGAUCUUUAUGACCAGAGCAGCACGGUUUCCCUUCCAGCAUUUGAGGUGAUAUAAACUGGCAAAGAUGAUACCUACCUCUCCCUUAGCUGGGGAAGAGCACCAUCUCUGCUUAAUCCCUCCUACCACUUCCUCUGGUUUUCAGUUGCAUCACACCUGCUGCUUUGGUUCAAAAUAUUCAAACCAGCAAGAUGGUCUCCCAUUUGACAGGGACCAACACCACUGAGCCACCUUGCAGCCACUAUGCUCUCCAGCCUCAGCUCAGAUGAUGCUGGGGCUGGAUUGGGGUGAAUAAGUAUGCUUUAACUAAUGUCACCAGCUCUUCCUUUGUAAUAGAUGGUACUUGUCACUCCUUUGCUUUUACAUUGUCUCCUGAGUCUCCUUCUGUAGAGCAGCCUUCAGCGCUGCCUGCCCAUGUCCUUGACUUCCAGUGUGACACAGAGAGCAGCAGCCUGUGACCUUCCAGCUGGAACAGCUUCGCAGUUUGCAGGAAGUUCUCUUGGAGUUUAGUGUUCUUAACUGGCACAGCUGCAGGAAGCAACAUCUAACAGCAAGCCUUUUUUUUCUUCCCCCACCCCUUCCUGGGCAGAGACCAUGUAGAACCAGAUAAUCAGUGUUUCUUAUUCUUAUGCUGUGGAAAGAACAGGUUCAGUUCAUGCAGGACCAGUGGUUACAUCCAGCAAAGCCAUCCUGACGGUUAUCUCUUUGCCGUGCCAAAAGCCAAGAAUGACACUGUGGGUUCUAGGUGUGACGUACUGCUUUGCCCAAAAUCCCUCAGGCAGUAGUAGCAUCAGCUUUAAGCUAACUGUUCUUCCUGAACUGUGGCUAUAGCUAAUUAGCUGCUGCUUCUACCGUAAUACAAUUCAGCAACCUUGGAGCCUUUCUGCAGUCUGUAGAAAUGCAAACUGUAACUGAUGUAUCCAUGUAUUGUAACAUUUUCUAGGAUGACACAGAGCCUGAUCCACCGAAGUCUCUCCCGCCAACUGUUUUUAAAACAGGUUCUCCAAGUAGACCCUCAGUGGAUUGCCUUCCUCUGGAAGGAAGGAAGGGGGCUGCUAGGUCCUGUUUUUCCCUGAAGGCUGUUUUGCAAAGGGGUAGUUUUGCUUGCUAUGGAUUCAGAGGUUUUGGUGAGUUGUGGGAUCAGGGGCCUCAUAAGGCUUAGUGCACAGUUCAUUGGUAUAUGCUUCAGCAUAUUAUGUUCCUGUGAUCUGUCUCUCUGCAGUCACUCCCCUGCCUGCUUUUUCAGGGCUUUGGAUGUUUUUGUACAGAGAAAAACAUGCUGCUCCUUGUAGUGCCAGUUACUCACAACUGUAAUGUAAUCAUCCUUAGAAGGUUGAGGAAAAAAAUGGAGAAAGAGGAAAAAACAGAGCUGAAUAUCAUUUAAUGGAAGACCAGCCUCUUCCUUAAGAAAAGGCUUUGUUUUUUAAAUUGACACCUCUAGUAUGAAAAAAGUGACCUGCAAUCUCCAUUAUCUUUUCUGACAUACACUUCAGUUUUAGCAUGCUGUCUGCAGUGAAGAUCCCUGAGGAAGUAUUGCUGGCACUGUAUUGCUGACACUUGCUUAACUUCCUUCAGAUAGAUAGAUACAAAAAAAAGGAACUGAAACUAGUCUCUAGCAAUUCUUCCUCUCACUUUCUUCAAGGCUGGCUACAUAGUUUAGCUGUGGUCAGCUGUUAAUGAAUUUCCGUUCUCUUUGAUGUCAGUAGAUCUUUUCAUGAAGUAAAUAGACACAAACCUUAAAUUUGUCAUGGAAAUUGUACAGCCUCUGCAGUCAGAGGCCUUAUAGCAUUAGAGCACUGUGUUCACAAGCUGUCAGAACAUCAGGUCUACUAGACAAGACUGCUAAAGCCCACUGAUCCUCCUGAAAUUAUUUCAUUCAUUAAACCUCUGCUUUCCAGAAACUGGGUCUUCACUUGGUAGCAGCAGUGUGGCUGCAGAAGCAUCAAAGCAAGCAGAUGACUGUAAAAGCAGCAUCCAUGCUACGUUCCAGCUAAAUUGCUACAGCCUAUUUUGCUUUUCUGCAACCUCUCCAGGUAGGUGACUGCUACCAAAGACAGAAAAGAGAACAAAAAGACUUCUCUGUCUUAACCCUCCCUUGUUUGAUUUGCUGCAAAAAAACUUUCCACCUGCACUCCCCUUUUUUAAUUGGCACUCCUUGUAUUGUUGGCACAUGUGGAAAAUCCUUGAUAAAUAGGUAUAUGAUCUAUACAAAUGGCUACAGCUUGAGCCAUGAAGGUUUGUUCAGUAGGCUGGUUUUGUUUGGAACCAACUUCACUGAAUCUUGUAUUUCUGGGAGAUAAUAUAAUUCAAAGUAAAACAAUUGAGUGCAUAUAUUUGAAAUCCCCUCCGUAGGACUUUACAGUUGCUUUUUUUAAUACUAGCAGCUGGGAAGGAGGCAGUAAGUUGGGUGUAUUUUCAAUUAAAAGAGUGAGGAAAGUGGCAUAGGUAGGCUAUUGCUUUUUAUUGCAAAAAUCCUCUUCUCCAUUUGAAGUACUUUGCCUUUACAGUGGUGCCUUUGAUUUCUUUGGUGUGAUGUCUCUGGUCAGUUGCAUGUGAUCAGAGCCCAGGAUGACUGAUGGUUACAGUAACCAGGUGUAUGUCCUGUGUCCUGGUGGAGGGAGUCUGGGAUGCUCCUCUCCUGUCACCCAUAGUUGCAUUUUAACUCCAGUUGUACUAGAAAUGUAUAAUCAAGUAAUGAAUUAUUGUACUAUCUGGAUUGGAGGGUAAAGCCUGGGAGAGAAAUAAAAGUUAGGUUUUUAAAUCUGAAUAAGGGAUAUCAUGCCAGACACUUAAAUCAUACAAAAGUCUUCCCUCUGCAAGGUUUGGCCAAGCUGCAUAGAGCCAAGUACAACAGAACUAUAAUGGAUUCUAGAAGAAAGGCAUUCUACUGAAUUGGAGUUCAGAUUUAUCUUAGAGACAUGCUAAUACCUUCUUUUCUAGCACAUAUGAAGUAGUUACUCCAAUGUGUAUUGGAGCUAAUGGUGAUGUCUGUCACAGGAGGCAAGCUUGCCUAGCCAGCAUCCUUAAGGGCAGAAGAAAGUUCCAUCACUUUUUCAAGGGAAGGUAGCUUACUGUACAGUUCAUUCUGUAAAGCAGUGCUAUUGUAAUACCUCUUCCAUUUUGAGACAUGCCAAAAAUCUAGAAGCAGCUUUGGCCCUCUUGGUGAGAGACUAUGCAAGGCACUGGCAUGCUUUGCUCUGGAAAGAGGAAGGGCAAGAGCACUUUGUCCCACUGCAAAGGUCUAGGUACAAAAUCACGCACAUGAAGCCAAAUUCUCAGCAUUGCCAUCACUUCUAAGUUAGUUGGUGUCUCCUUUCUGCCCCCUCCAAAGCUAGUGGUUUAGUGGUUAUGGGAGAAGACAACACGUCUUUUUCAAGGAACUGGAACAUGCUGACUUAAAAGAAAGCUAUGUUUGUUUAAACCAGUGAGUACUAAAUGCCUGCGAACUAGGAUUUCGGGUCCUGGUCAAUGCAACAUGCCAUUCAAAUGGGAAUUUAAUUGUGGUUAAAAUAAACAGGUGCCUUGGGCUAGUCCAUCAUUAAGUUGUUAUCCUUCCUUUUUAGUUAUGUUACAGUAUAUUAAGCCCUUCUAGAACAGACUGAGUUGAAGCCAGGGUAAGUGUUUUCAUGAAUGGGACCUAGGAUUCUACUCCUUCUUCCCAUCUUGGUGUUUAUACAAAAGAAAGUUGUUUGUCUUGCUGUCAGGCAGAAAUCGAGUCCUUUCCUCAACACUGUAGAUAAAAUAAGCAGGGGCUGAACCUGUUGUGUACUGUUUUCCUCACACCUCCCCUCUGAAUGUUGCAAUUCAGAUGUCUAGACCACAACCAUACUGGAAGACCUCUGAACUACACAGGAGGGGGAAAAAAAUUACUUGAAGGGUAUUUAUACAAGCUACUCAACUUAUGCUGAUACGAAUAUUUAAAUAUCAGCCUGUGUCUCGGAUGAUCCUUGGUACUUUAACAUUAGAACAGCAGUAACAAUACCAAUUCUAGAGGGAGCUCUUGGUUGCCCUCAGGCAAGGAAUCACAUUGCAAUGGGAGAGGUGUAUGUCAUACUAUGGAAAAGAAUUAGUCAUUUUCCCUGUAAAAUGGUACAGAUGAACCAGAAGGUAGUUCUUACCAUCUCGCCUCUUGCAGCAGGCUGGUUGUAGUUGUAACAGCUCUGAUGUUGUUUGCAUCUUGCAGAUGUGUGGUUGCUCCCAUAGGCCUGUGGCUGUGUAGAGAAACUGCUUACUAGAACAUGGGUAUUUUUAAUACAAUUAAAGCUUACCUUUUUGAAA
This is a messenger RNA of Apus apus (common swift), 6320 nucleotides long. It is a transcript of the gene DENND11, whose product is annotated as DENN domain containing 11. The transcript has 9 exons. Bases 28 to 1359 code for a protein of 443 amino acids. NCBI's taxonomy places the organism in Eukaryota, Metazoa, Chordata, Aves, Apodiformes, Apodidae. The record is from RefSeq and is a predicted model, not a curated record. Gene Ontology annotation, cellular component: cytoplasm.